Molecule: messenger RNA, 2883 nt
Organism: Bubalus bubalis (water buffalo)
Lineage: Eukaryota; Metazoa; Chordata; Mammalia; Artiodactyla; Bovidae
Gene: SRPX2
Product: sushi repeat containing protein X-linked 2
Exons: 12
Coding region: 1171-2568 (465 amino acids)
Source: RefSeq, a predicted model, not a curated record
UACUCAUGGGCUUGAGGCCAGCGCCACUCACACUCUCCUCUGCUCAGCAGCAGACGGGCUGAGCUCCUCUUAUCCUUGCAUUCCUUCUCCUCCAUUUCUCUAAAAUCUUUCUCUGAGGGAGGAACAGCUAUAGCUUUGGGGCUACUAUAGCUUUAAGGAAACUUUUGGCAGAUGCCAAUGUCCUAACAUCUGGGCAGUGUUAACAGAAUCCUGGAGGCCCGGACAGACCAGGAGCCACUCAUUCUAGGAAUGUAAAAAAGUAGUUUUUCCGACUGAUGAGAGGAGCAGAGAGGAAGGAGAAAGAGAAGAGAGUACAAAAAACCCGUACAUCAGCUCUGGCAGAUUAUCUUUUCUUGCUGAGAUUCCUCCCCACAUGUUUCCACUUUCCUUGCCUCCCCUGCUUGCUCUCACUUGUUCUGUAUUCUGCUUCCUUGCCACUCUCAAGACAGAAUCUGAAGCUAGAUAGCAAUAAAUUGGAAAAUGAAUUUCUGCCGUUCUUGGACUUCUCAUAUCCCUUAGGGAUGCUGGUCAGAAUCUGCCAUCUUUUUGUUCCUCCAUUUCUGGGACUGACCCCUCCCCUGAGCAUGGCGUUUCAUUGAAAGCCUGUGGGUAAAUGGGUUCUUGCUGAGAAAUCCAGUGGCCAGUUUACAGCAAUGGGCAGCAAGUUUUAAUACUGUCAUUUAUGAAGUAUUUGCCUACUGGAAACCACAAAACUCUCAUCCCAUUAGAGUCCCAUUAGAGAGUCCCUCACUCAUUAGAGUGAGGACAGGAUGGGAAGUGAGAGGGCAGUGGGAGGUUGCUUACCCUCUCCUCACGUACCUUAGUAUGUUCUUUCCAACCUUACUGACUUCCUGCCGGCUCAGCAGGAUAAAACUAGAAAGUUAGGCUGGACUUGAAAGCCAGAAGCCACUACCAAACCGCUAAGCCUCGAAAUCCAAAGCUAAGAACUGAGCCAGGGUAUAGUCACUGCCUGAGAGACUAGAGAAAGAAGACAUCCAGUCCUGUUCAAGAUGGAAUUGAUCCUGCAUUUCUGCUUCCUCUCACUUUUGGAAGUUCACUGAUGUCUGAUUUCUGAAAGUCAUCCUCCUUUGCCUUGGUGCUUCUGGCCACAUACCUCUAUUCUUGUCUCCCUAACCCCACUUCCCAUCCCUCCCCACCCCCUUUUCAAGGAUGGCCAUUCAACUAAAUCGAAGAGGAGCUCUCUCUCUGCUGCUCUUCCUCACUCCAGCAGUGAUGCCAACAUGGUAUGCAGGCUCAGGCUACUACCCAGAUGAAAGCUACAAUGAAGUCUAUGCUGAAGAGGUCCCACAGACUCCCAUCCUAGACUACAAAGUCCCCCGAUGGUGUUAUACAUUAAAUAUCCAGGAUGGAGAAGCCACAUGCUACUCACCUAGAGGAGGAAAUUAUCACAGCAGCCUGGGUACCCGCUGUGAGCUUUCCUGUGACCGGGGCUUUCGACUGAUUGGACGGAGAUCCGUGCAAUGCCUGCCAAGCCGCCGUUGGUCUGGAACUGCCUACUGUAGGCAGAUGAGAUGCCAUGCAUUGCCAUUCAUCACGAGUGGCACCUACACGUGCACAAAUGGGGUGCUUCUUGACUCUCGCUGUGACUACAGCUGUUCCAGUGGCUACCACUUGGAAGGUGACCGCAGCCGAAUCUGCAUGGAAGAUGGGCGAUGGAGCGGAGGAGAGCCUGUAUGUGUAGACAUAGAUCCCCCCAAGAUCCGUUGUCCCCACUCCCGUGAGAAGAUGGCAGAGCCGGAGAAACUGACCGCUCGAGUAUACUGGGACCCACCCCUGGUGAAAGAUUCUGCUGAUGGUACCAUCACCAGGUUGACACUUCGGGGCCCUGAGCCUGGCUCUCACUUUCCAGAAGGCGAACACGUGAUUCGUUACACUGCUUAUGACCGAGCCUACAACCGGGCCAGCUGCAAGUUCAUUGUAAAAGUACAAGUGAGACGCUGCCCAACUCUGAAACCACCACUGCAUGGCUACCUCACUUGCACCUCGGCGGGGGACAACUAUGGUGCCACCUGUGAAUACCACUGUGAUGGAGGGUAUGAGCGCCAAGGGACCCCCUCCCGGGUCUGCCAGUCCAGCCGCCAGUGGUCAGAAUCACCACCCAUCUGUGUUCCUAUGAAGAUUAAUGUCAAUGUCAACUCAGCUGCUGGCCUUCUGGAUCAGUUCUAUGAGAAACGGCGACUCCUCAUCAUCUCAGCCCCUGAUCCCUCCAACCGAUAUUAUAAAAUGCAAAUCUCUAUGCUACAGCAAUCCACUUGUGGACUGGACCUGAGGCAUGUGACCAUCAUCGAGCUGGUGGGGCAGCCACCUCAGGAAGUGGGGCGCAUCCGGGAGCAUCAGCUGUCAGCCAAUAUCAUUGAGGAACUCAGGCAAUUUCAGCACCUCACCCGCUCCUACUUCAACAUGGUGUUGAUUGACAAGCAGGGAAUUGACCGGGAACGCUACAUGGAACCUGUCACCCCCGAGGAAAUCUUCACGUUCAUUGAUGACUAUCUACUGAGCAAUGAGGAGCUGAUCCAACGCCGGGAACAAAGAGACAUAUGCGACUGAACUUGAGUCGGAGCAUGGUUGAGGUCAAGGGAAAAGGUUCCCUGGUCAGCCAAAACUGGGGCCUAAUCAAAGGAGAAAAUGCUUUCCCACAGCUCUGAGGAAAGGACUCUAAGGUGGGUGAGGUUCCCUGAUCCUGGGACAUUUCCAGACACCUUUCCUCAAGCAAGUCUCUGCUUUAGGUAGCACUGGAACAGCAUAAGAAGCUAGGGAGGGACUGAGGACAGGCCCUGGGCAGCAGCUUGUAGAUAGAAAGUCUUACUUCUGCCCAGCUCUCCAAAAUCUUUCAGAGAAGUAAAUUCUAAAUUCACUCACUAA